AUUGGAGGUCACGUGACACGAACACAGACAUUAAAAUCUGAAACUUGUCAACAGAAGCGAAGCUUUUGUGUGAGAAUUAAUCAAAUGAAGAAAGAAGAGAGCACUCAGCCUUGUGAUUCAGAGCCCUGGACUCCCACGGGUGAUUUCCAGCAAGCUAAUCACAGUGGUUAUUUUGAGGGAUCUCAACCAGGCCUUCCACCCACUGCCUCCAUGACCACACUCCAAACAUCUCAGCUGAUACCGACCUUCUAUUUGCUCUCCUAUAAUCUGCCCCUAAUGUCAGGUGUUCUUAUCCAGAACCAGCCACCAGUGGCGGUGAACACAGCCCAGCCCCUACAGCCUGCCUCUGUGGUGGAGCAGGGGAACAGGGAUGUUGCAGCUGGCCCACAGGCUGGUGACUUUUGUGGUAACGUGACCAACUACCAGCAGGAGAUCCCGAUGCUCGCCGUUCCAAUGGCUGGUGAAGGCCCCAGGUACCAGCGUCACAGGGUGUCUCCAGAGAUGUUUCUGCAGAGGAGGGAGCUGAGGUUAAGGCUCAACAGGGAAGCAGCAAAAAGGAGUCGGCAACGGAAGGCACAGUAUUUAACAUUCCUGAGAAAUCGCGUGGAGGAGUUGGAAAAUAAAAACAAGAUGCUGAAAGAGGAACUUCGAGCCUUAAGAAGCAUGUACGGAGCCCCCGCUGAACUUAAACCACUUUUAUGUGCCGUAAAAACUCAGCAUUAAAUCUCAGUA
Messenger RNA from Nothobranchius furzeri (turquoise killifish), 732 nucleotides. RefSeq names its product cAMP-responsive element modulator. The record is from RefSeq and is a predicted model, not a curated record. Gene Ontology annotation, cellular component: transcription regulator complex; nucleus. Gene Ontology annotation, molecular function: DNA-binding transcription factor activity, RNA polymerase II-specific; RNA polymerase II cis-regulatory region sequence-specific DNA binding. NCBI's taxonomy places the organism in Eukaryota, Metazoa, Chordata, Actinopteri, Cyprinodontiformes, Nothobranchiidae. Gene Ontology annotation, biological process: regulation of transcription by RNA polymerase II.